UGGGAGACGAAACACGCUCUAAGGGCUCCAGCAAAGUAGGGCGCCAAAGGCGUAGAAUGGGAAGAAUAUGAUGUAUGUCACAAAAAGCAUCUAAGCAGUCUUCAGGAAAGCCAGAACUUCAUUGGGUUUCCUGCAGUUUGGUACAUCCAGGUGGCUCCGCUGCCGGAUGGGAGUGCCCGGGCACCUCCGUGUCGCAUGAGGUCGGCACAUGCACCAUGUCAUCAUGCGUCUCUAGCCAGCCCAGCAGCGAGCGGGCCGCCCCCCAGGAUGAGCUGGGGGGCGGGGGCGGCGGCAGCAGCAGCGAAGGCCAGAAGCCCUGUGAAGCGCUGCGGGGCCUCUCAUCCCUGAGCAUCCGCCUGGGCAUGGAGUCCUUCAUCGUGGUCACCGAGUGCGAGCCGGCCUGCUCUGUGGACCGCGGCCUGGCCCGGGACCGGCCCCUGGAGGCCCAUGGCGGAGAGGUCCCCCUCGAUGCCUCCGGGUCCCAGGCCCGGCCCCACCUCUCCAGUCGCAAGCUCUCUCUGCAGGAGCGGUCCCUGCUGGAUGCGAAUGGGCGCUGCGUCUACCCGGCCCUGCCCCACUCACCCGUAGGCUCCCCACAGUCCUCGCCAAGGCUUCCCCGGCGGCCCACCGUGGAGUCGCACCACGUCUCCAUCACCGGGAUGCAGGAUUGUGUACAGCUGAAUCAGUACACACUGAAGGAUGAAAUUGGAAAGGGCUCCUAUGGCGUGGUCAAGUUGGCCUACAAUGAAAAUGACAACACCUACUACGCAAUGAAGGUGCUGUCCAAAAAGAAACUGAUCCGACAGGCUGGCUUUCCACGUCGCCCCCCUCCCCGAGGCACCCGGCCAGCCCCUGGGGGUUGCAUCCAGCCCAGGGGCCCCAUUGAGCAGGUGUACCAGGAAAUUGCCAUCCUCAAGAAGCUGGACCACCCCAAUGUGGUGAAGCUGGUGGAGCAGGUCCUGGAUGACCCCAAUGAGGACCAUCUGUACAUGGUGUUUGAACUGGUCAACCAAGGGCCUGUGAUGGAAGUCCCCACCCUCAAACCACUCUCUGAAGACCAGGCCCGUUUCUACUUCCAGGAUCUGAUCAAGGGCAUCGAAUACUUGCACUAUCAGAAGAUCAUCCACCGGGACAUCAAGCCUUCCAACCUGCUGGUCGGAGAAGAUGGGCACAUCAAGAUUGCGGACUUUGGCGUGAGCAACGAGUUCAAGGGCAGCGACGCCCUCCUCUCUAACACCGUGGGCACCCCCGCCUUCAUGGCGCCCGAGUCGCUCUCGGAGACCCGGAAGAUCUUCUCUGGGAAGGCAUUGGAUGUUUGGGCCAUGGGCGUGACAUUGUACUGCUUUGUGUUUGGCCAGUGCCCGUUUAUGGACGAGCGGAUCAUGUGUUUACACAGUAAGAUCAAGAGUCAGGCCCUGGAAUUUCCAGACCAGCCUGACGUAGCCGAGGACUUGAAGGACCUGAUCACCCGCAUGUUGGACAAGAACCCCGAGUCGAGGAUUGUGGUGCCCGAGAUUAAGCUGCACCCCUGGGUCACGCGGCACGGGGCAGAGCCACUGCCAUCGGAGGACGAGAACUGCACGCUGGUCGAGGUGACCGAAGAGGAGGUCGAGAAUUCGGUCAAACACAUUCCCAGCCUGGCGACUGUGAUCCUGGUGAAGACCAUGAUACGAAAACGCUCCUUUGGGAACCCAUUUGAGGGCAGCCGGCGGGAGGAGCGCUCGUUGUCAGCGCCUGGAAACCUGCUCACCAAAAAGCCCACCAGGGAGUGUGAGCCCCUGUCUGAGCCCAAGGUAACGCCUGCCUGCCUGCGCCUUAGCCUCUGCCGGGGCCUGGGGGCGGGAGCAGCUGCCGGGCACGGGGCAUCCCCACCCAGGUGGACAUUCCUUCCGGCCCGGGCUGCUGUGCCCAGGCUCACCUUGGGCCUCUGGAGCCAGGAGGAAAACAAGGGGCAUCCAGGGGCUUGGACCCGACCGUGGGUCGUGCAUGUGGGCUGGGGCUGCAGGUGCAUGGCGCUCCACCCGGAAUGCCUGUGAACUCACCCAGGUCUUAGACCUAGUGGGGCACCCACAUAUGCUCAGUGCACGUCAAUGGCAUUGAGGCUGCGUCACGGGCGCAGGCUGUCCCUGCUCUGGGUCUGCGGUCAGAGCCAGGAUCAGGCAUGCUGCGCUCAGGGGCUCCCCUGGGGCUCUCCAGCAUCCACCCUUUCUUCUCCGAUGGGUUGAGACCUAGAAAGUAAGUCCUCUUCCAGCCUGUUGCAAAUGAGUGUGAGCGCCUCCUGCCCCUGGAGAGGAUCUAGACCUGUUCCCCAGAGUUGGCCAUCCUCUGCCAAACACACCCAGCUCAGCAGUCCCAGCACCUCCCAGGACAGAUGAGAAUUUUUGUCCCCAUAAGACCGAGGUGACAAAUACUUGCACCCCUGCUGCCGCUUGCCCCCUGCCCCAUGCCUGCGGCAGCAGGGCAACCCCAGCACCCUGCCCACUGAGCCCAGCUUACCGCCUCAUUCUCAGCUGGGAGCUCCAGGCAGCCAUGUCUAAGUUUUAAAAUUAUUGAGCUAUAAAUCACAUACCAUAUAAUUCACCUAUGUGGAGUGUAUCAUUCAGUAGUUUUUUAAUAUAUUCACAAAGCUGUGCGACCAUCACCACAAUCAGUUUUAGAACAUUUCCAUCAGUCCAAGAAGAAACCCUGCACCCUUAGCUCUCCCCACCCAACUCCCCCCAUGCCCCAGCUGGCACGAAUCUACUUUCAGUUUCUAUAGAUGUGCAUAUUCUGGACAUUUCAUAUAAAUGGAAUGAUACAGUAUGUGGCCUUUGCGUCUGGCUUCUUUCACUCAACUCAUGGUUUCGAGGUUCAUCUAUGGUGCAGCAUGUGUCAGAACUUCACUCCUUUUUUUUAUGGCUGAAUCAUAUUCCAUUGUUUGGGUAUACCCACACUUUAUUUCUCCAUUCAUCUGGUGAUGGACAUUGUUUCUACUUUGGGGCCUGUCACGCAUGAAUAAUGCUGCUGUGAACAUUGUUGUACAAGCCACUGGCUGUUUUGUUUGUUAGGAGCUGGCUUAUGAGAUGAAAUGUAUUGGCUGCCAUAGGAGUCAGGUGCUUUAUAUGGUAAGGUAGGAAGACCAUUUGGGGAUCAUUGAUGCUUUUCUGGAGCAGGGAAAGCAGCAGUUCACCAUCAGAACCAAUCAUCGACAGCCUGUGAAGGCUGCCUUGGCCCUUGCCGAAUUGUUCCCAGAUGUCUUUGCAGCCAGUUGAUGGGGUGGCCCCACCUGUGGUUUGAGCCUCAUGGGGUGACAGGGUGAAGCCUAAGGGGCUGGCCUUUACUUGGCCCUUCUCUUCUUAACCUCAGUUUUAGGGUCUGCCUCCCAUUUUGUGCAAGUCUAUCCUUUAUUUCAUCUUUUAUUUUUAAUGAGAUCAGAGUUGCAGGACACCAAAGACUGAGAUUGGCCCAAAGGACUGCCUCUUUAUUCCCUCACCUCAGUCCCAGCAGCACCUAGGGAUUACCUGCCCUUGCCCUCAGCCGCAGGUGGGAUGAGUUGGUUGUCCCAAUGGUCCAGCACUCUGGAGCUCUUUGAGCUCAGUCAGUCAUUGGAGGGAGGCCUUGGGCGCAUGGCCCACAAGCUGUCUGCAGCGAGAUCAGCUGGUGUGAGCAGGCAGCUGUAGGGCCUCAUUGGAUAUCCCCUUACAGCUUUCCUCCCCAGAGACUUGACCCCCCUAUUCCUUGGCAGAAACAUAAAAGCCAGCGAGUGUGAUUCUUAAACAAAGAGGAAUUUCUUCCUAGAAAUGUACAGACAUCACACUUGCCCUUCCCACAUGCAAGGGCAGUUCCCCUUCUGGCCAAGGGCACACAACAGAUAUUAGUCCUGCAAGCCCAAUGGCUCUCCUUAGGAGGGACAGUCUUUGCUUGAUGGUGGUAAAGGGUUCAGGCCUCUCCUUAGGGACUUUCCCUCACAUUUCCCAUCACACAGGCCCACUCUGUCACCCCAGGCAGCUCUAGCUGGGGGCACUUCAGGAUAUGGCCUCGUGGGGACAUGAGGACACUUCCCACCAAUGUGGUCUCUUCUGCUCUGGUCACACAUUGCUGAGAUGAGGGCCUUUCUCUCGGUCAGAGGUGUCCCUUGGGCCUGUGUGCUGGGGACAGUUCUGUUGACAGCCAUUUCCUGAAGGCUGGCUAUGUGCAAGGCCAAAUCAGGCAGUCCUGCUUGCUGCCCCCAGGAAGCACACCUGGGGACUGAAGACAAGUGUCACAGUUCCUGCCCUGCAAGAGCUUAGAGCCUAAAGUGGGGGAAGCAGAGAUGCCUAAAACCGUCAGUGAACAGGCCCCAGUGUGGAGUCCACACACGGCUUGUGACAUGCGCCAUGAUUUUAGGGGUUAGGUCCAUAAGUUCGAAUCUGUGUUUAUAGUUCCUUGCUAUUUUUUGGCACAUGUACAGAGGGGAUACAAAGUCUCCUUUAAAACUUUCGUGUAAGCUAAAAAAAAAAAAAGUGGGGGAGGGGGUGGGGGAAGAAUCUAAAAGAAGAAGUUAAGUAAAUAACGUCCCAGAUGGUGCGGAGCCGCAGGAGACCUUGGUUCAGGGCGCUGCCAGCAUUGCCCCCGGGUCUUAACGUGGGUUUUCUGUUCGG
Hippopotamus amphibius kiboko is the source of this 4619-nucleotide messenger RNA. RefSeq names its product calcium/calmodulin dependent protein kinase kinase 2 (gene CAMKK2). The record is from RefSeq and is a predicted model, not a curated record. Gene Ontology annotation, biological process: CAMKK-AMPK signaling cascade; protein phosphorylation; activation of protein kinase activity. Lineage: Eukaryota; Metazoa; Chordata; Mammalia; Artiodactyla; Hippopotamidae. The coding region runs from base 75 to 2036 and encodes 653 amino acids. Gene Ontology annotation, molecular function: protein kinase activity; ATP binding. The transcript has 16 exons.